Molecule: messenger RNA, 1640 nt
Organism: Daphnia carinata
Lineage: Eukaryota; Metazoa; Arthropoda; Branchiopoda; Diplostraca; Daphniidae
Gene: DhpD
Product: guanine deaminase-like
Exons: 9
Coding region: 207-1577 (456 amino acids)
Biological process (GO): guanine catabolic process
Cellular component (GO): cytosol
Molecular function (GO): guanine deaminase activity; zinc ion binding
Source: RefSeq, a predicted model, not a curated record
AAGAGAAGAGGCUUCCUUAAGGUAGGGUCAAUGUCCGAACGAUUUCAGCAAACCUUCGUCCUCUUGUUCCCUUUCUUUUUUCGGAGCAACUAAAGCCGUGAGUUUCAGUAACGCAGACGAAAAGCGUUUCACAAGCGAAACUUCGAUCGAACGAUUCUCGUAUUUCGAUAGUUUCUUGCUACAUCCUUGUUCUCAUAUCUCACGGGAUGCAACUCUUUUACGGUUUAGUUAUUCAUUCUAAAUCAAUUGACGAUCUGUGUUUCCUUUCCAACACAGUGUUAAUCGUUGAUAACGGGAAGAUUGUGUACAUUCAAGAAAACGCUGACAUUAAUAAGGUUCAACAGGAGCACAAAAUUUCUUCUGAAAAUGUAGUCGUCUUGAAAGAAAAUGAAUUUCUUAUGCCAGGAAUGAUUGACACCCAUAUACACGCCCCCCAAUAUAUCAAUGCAGGAUGUGGUCUAGAUCUGCCAUUACUAGGUUGGCUGAACAAAUAUACUUUCCCAACUGAAGCUCGUUUCAGUGAUCUAAGAUUUGCCAAUGAAAUCUACACCAGAGUAGUUGCAAACACUUUGACUAACGGAACAACCACUGCCAUGUAUUUUGCAACCAUCCACAAAGAUUCUGCUCUCUUGCUGGCAGACAUUGCAUACCAGAUAGGGCAAAGAGCCUUUAUCGGCAAAGUUAGCAUGGAUCAGAAUUCUCCAGAAUAUUACAUUGAAGACAAAGGCAGUGCUGUUAAAGACAUAGAGGAUUUUAUAGUUGCUCUGCAAUCAAAAAAUUAUCCAAAUGUUCAGCCUGCAAUCACUCCCCGGUUUGCUAUCACAUGCUCAAUGAACCUCAUGAAAACUUUGAGUGAACUGGCAUCCAAAUAUAAUGUUAACAUACAAACUCACGUUAGCGAAAAUCUUGCUGAGUGUGAUGUUGCAGUAAGCCUGCAUGAAGGAUGCCGAGAUUACGUCGAUAUUUACGCACAAGCAAAUUUACUCACUGCCAAAACCAUUCUAGCCCAUGGAGUUCACUUGUCCGACAAGGAACUGGAAGUCCUUCACCAGUAUCAGACUUCAAUCUCUCACUGCCCAAAUUCAAAUUGCUCAAUUCGUAGUGGAAUGUGCGAUGUUCGUCGCCUGAUGGAGAAAGGUUUACGUGUUGGCCUUGGAACUGACGUUUCCGGUGGCUUCAGUUCUUCUAUAUUGGAUGCCAUGCGUUUUGCCAUCACAGUUUCUAACAUCCUUUCGUUGUCCAAACCCGAAGAGUAUAAACCGCUGAAUUUCAGAGAUGUAUUUUUCAUGGCUACGCUAGGAGGGGCUCAAGCUCUAGGACUGGAUGACAAAGUGGGAAAUUUUGAAAUCGGCAAAGAAUUUGACGCAUUGGUUGUGAACCUUGCCCCAAUGGAUGGUAACCUAGAAAUCUGGUCGGAUGAAGGCAUGGAAAAUCGGCUGUCAAAGUGGAUUCAUCUCGGCGACGAUCGAUCGAUUUCUCGGGUUUACGUUAACGGAGUAGAAGUCAAGGAAGGGGCGACUAACACUCUGAGAAUUAAGCGACUAGGAAGCAAACGAAAAUCGUCGGAAAUGGUUUGAGACUUAAAAUUCUAUUUUUGCUUUAUUCGUCUUCAACUGCUAGUACAAACAUGGUUAGUUAGA